CCCAGAUUCAGCGGAGGACUCCUCUUUACUCUGCUACUCGGAGAGCUCUGGAGAGACAAAGGACUGCCGUCGUCUGCUUCGUUGAGAGCAUGCUGACGUUUAUAUUCUGAACGAUCGCCGUCUGAUUCCUAUUGUGUGAUUUUCACCGUACUGCAAAAUGUCCUGAUUUGUCCGUGCGCCUUGCCACACGUCUGGAAUUAUGCAUCUAUUGGAUAGAUCGAGCUCGAUAUGGAUCCAUUUCUUGCUUGCGCUGCUGGGCCGUUAUUGGUGCGCCGCUUCUGGACAGCUCACUUACACCGUCGCAGAGGAGUCAAACAUCGGGACUGUUUUGGGAAAUACGGCAAAAGAUCUGAACAUUAAUGUCCAGGACUUGGAGACUCGAGGGUUCCAGGUCGUUGCUGGAGCCAAGAAAAAAUACUUUGAGGUAAAUUUAAAGACAGGCGCCCUAUAUGUAAAUGAGAGAAUAGACCGAGAGCAGCUCUGUGGCAGUGAGGCAAAAUGUUCGCUUAGCGUAGAAGCGGUCAUAAAUAACCCUUUAAAACUGUAUCGUAUUGAAAUUGUUGUGUUGGAUGUAAAUGAUAACUCGCCAUCAUUUCCCAGCACGUCGCAGAUGAUUAAUAUUACUGAAAGCACGGCAGCCGGAGCUAAAUUUCUGCUGAAACGAGCGCACGAUGCAGAUGUGGGAAAGAAUUCUGUUAAUACCUACAAACUUAGUCAAAAUGAGUAUUUUUCUCUGAAUACACACAAGGGGCAGAGCAUGGCGGUCGAACUUGUACUACAGAAAGCACUAGAUAGAGAAAAACAGUCAGUGAUACGACUCACGCUGACUGCCAUUGAUGGAGGAACGCCAGCCAAGUCAGGGAGCAUGACAAUAACAGUGAAUGUGCUGGAUGUUAAUGAUAAUCCUCCAAUUUUUGGUCAAACGCUGUAUAAAGCCAGGGUGUAUGAGAACGUUAAGAUUGGAACAUCAAUAAUCACUCUAAAUGCUACAGAUUUAGAUGCAGGACAGAAUGGCCAAAUAUUAUAUUCUUUAAUUGAAAUAGAUCAAGGAAAACAAACAAACAUAUUUGCCAUAAAUGAAAAAAACGGAACCAUAACAAACAAAAAGAACUUAGACUUUGAGGAGAAUAAUGCUUUUGAGAUUCAAGUGCAGGCCAGUGAUAAUGCAAACUCUCCUCUCACUUCUAAUGCUAAAUUGCUGAUUGAAGUUUUAGACGUGAAUGAUAACGCUCCUGAAAUUACAGUAACGUCCCUGUUAAAUACAGUUAAAGAGGAUGCAUCCAUUGGCACCGCCAUUGCUCUUGUUUCAGUAUUUGAUAAAGAUGGAGGUAGAAAUGGGAUGGUGAACUGUGAAAUCUCCAAUAACGUUCCCUUUAAAUUAGAGUCAAAUUAUAAGAAUUACUAUUCUUUAGUUGUGGAUGGUCCUCUGGACAGAGAAAAAGCACCUCACUAUAAAAUCAGCAUCACAGCCGUAGAUGAGGGAAGCCCACCUCUCUCCAGCACCAGCGUCAUUCUUGUACAUGUCUCUGAUGUAAAUGAUAACAAACCUCAUUUCACAGAGGACACUAUAAACAUCUUUAUUAAAGAAAACAGUCCAACAGGAGCAGUUAUUAAACCAGUAUCAGCAGAUGAUGCAGACACUGAUCAAAAUGGAAAGGUUAGCUACUCACUGUUACAAGACAAUAGAAACUCGCUGCCACUGAGUUCAAUGAUAAGCAUUAAUUCAGAGACAGGAGAUAUAAUCAGUCUGCAGUCAUUUAACCAUGAGGAAUUAAAAACAUUUCAGUUUAAAGUUCAGGCCACAGACUCUGGUGUUCCUCCUCUCAGCAGCAAUGUCACAGUAAACGUUUUCAUCCUGGAUAAAAAUGAUAAUAAUCCAACAAUUUUAGCUCCUUAUUCUGAGCACGGUUCUGUUAACAGUGAGACCAUCCCUUAUUCUGCUGAAGCAGGAUACUUUGUAGCAAAGAUCAGGGCUGUGGAUGCAGACUCUGGAUACAAUGCGCUGCUUUCUUAUCACCUGUCUGAGCCCAAAGGAAACAACCUGUUCAGGAUCGGAACCAGCACCGGGGAAAUCAGGACUAAGAGGAGAAUGAGCGACAAUGAUCUGAAAACGCACCCCUUGGUGGUGCUGGUUUCUGAUAACGGAGAACCUUCCCUGUCAGCUACGGUGUCUAUUGAGGUGAUGGUGGUUGAAAGCACAGCUGACGUCCAGACUCAGUUCAGACAUGUUCCUAUAAAGGAGGACAGCUUCUCUGACUUGAACUUGUAUCUGCUGAUCGCCAUCGUGUCGGUGUCUGUGAUCUUCCUGCUGAGUCUCAUCAGUCUAAUAGCUGUCAGAUGCCACAGGACAGACGGCACUUUCAGCAGGUACAGCGCCCCCAUGAUCACCACCCACCCUGACGGGAGCUGGUCUUACUCUAAAGCUACCCAGCAGUAUGACGUGUGUUUCAGCUCAGACACACUGAAGAGUGAUGUAGUGGUUUUCCCCGCACCGUUUCCACCUGCAGAUGCUGAACUGAUCAGUAUUAAUGGAGGAGACACUUUUACCAGAACUCAAACUUUACCAAACAAAGAGAAGGUAAGAUCACGUUAA
This is a messenger RNA of Fundulus heteroclitus (mummichog), 2593 nucleotides long. RefSeq names its product protocadherin alpha-10-like. Gene Ontology annotation, biological process: homophilic cell-cell adhesion. NCBI's taxonomy places the organism in Eukaryota, Metazoa, Chordata, Actinopteri, Cyprinodontiformes, Fundulidae. Gene Ontology annotation, molecular function: calcium ion binding. Gene Ontology annotation, cellular component: plasma membrane. The transcript has a single exon. The record is from RefSeq and is a predicted model, not a curated record. The coding region runs from base 200 to 2593 and encodes 797 amino acids.